AUGCAGUAUGGAGUGAGUGUAUCAGAUGUUUACGUGAAUACUCAACUAGGUCUAAUCUUCUUACCCGAUGGUGUGAUGGCCAAGAAAAAGCUCUGCAAGUGUCUGCAGCAAGAACAAUCCCAUGAUGUUAUGGACAUUGCUUUGCUCCUUGUGCUGGAUUCUCUGCUGUCCAGGAUUUCUCAUGAAUUAGAUUGUAGAAAAGAUGAAGAAAUCAACAUUAUUGCUGAGGAGAAAUAA
Sphenostylis stenocarpa is the source of this 237-nucleotide messenger RNA. The record is from the annotation of a GenBank genome assembly. Lineage: Eukaryota; Viridiplantae; Streptophyta; Magnoliopsida; Fabales; Fabaceae.